GGGGACGUAACUCUCAUUUACUGUUAUGCAAGUUGGAAACAUGCCGUUUGUUUACCGAAGGAAGCCUCAUAAUCAAAUAAUUGCAAUGAUCGGUUUUCGGUUAGAUCGAUAAGUAGAAAACGUCAGGAGAAUGAGUUCAAAACGAAAAGUCAAGUUGUCAAAGGAUUUAAAAUCUCCGAAAAAGAUAGGGAAGUCAAAGAAAGAACAAAAUCAAACCGUUAUUUCUAUGUUCAAGAAUGCCAAAACUGUAUCAAAGUCAGGGGAUAAGAGAAAAUCAAGCAAUGAAAAGGAAAUUGUGAUAUUGAGUGACCGUGAGGAUGAGGAUGAUUUUAAUUUGACGAAAAUACAAUCCAAAUCCAAAUAUUUCAAAAGCAGCGUUAAUAAUGAUGGAGAUGAUCCUCUUAAAGCUGAUACAUCCGGUGUUGAGAGAGCUCCUCAGCUGCCAUCAACAUCAAAGUCUAGAAGACCAAGUCUACGAUUACGCUCUGCCAGUAACAGAAAUCUGUCAGACAAAUAUCAAAAGGAUACCUUGGGUUCGUCUCAAAAAGAAAAUGAAAAGAAAUGUCCUCCAGCUGAGCCUUUUUGUUUAAAAAGGCCGGAUGAGGAUGGUGAAAUUGUUCCAGAACAAAUAACCUCGAAAGAAUCAGACAGUCUAAAAUACCAUGAUGCUCUCUCAUGUAGUGUACGUGGAUCUGAUUUGAAGUUAAGUCCAUCAAAAAAACUGUCAUUGAUGAAAAGGUCAUCCCAGAGUGAGGGAAACUGUCUUCCUAAAGAGGAGAAAAAGCCAAACAGACGAUCACUGUCAUUAAAACAUAACCUCUCAACAAACCCUAUAAUAGACUUAAGAUAUGAGUCCACUGGUAGUUCGGCCUCCAUCACUGAUGAUGGCAGUGGAGAUGACUUUGAUGAUCUUGCCAAGAAAAUAAAAUUGAGUUCAAAAUUAAGCCUACCAAAAUCUUUAAAAAAAUCCAAUUCAACAAAUGUUCAGUCACAGCAGAAACUAAAGAUGAAAGAAUCUGUUUCUAGACAACAUAGAACUUCUGACAUGUCUGAGGUGAAGGCAAAAUUUGUUUCAAGUGAUUCAAGGGAAAGUUCAAAAACAUUGUGGAACAAACUGUUCCAAAGUAAAAAGAAGGAAGAGGAGAAAACAGGGGAUGAAAAAUUGUGUGAUAGAAGCUCAAAUGUGGCCAACUUGCACAGUGCAGAGACAGCAAGUUUAACCAGUGAUGGAACAAUACCUGAAGGUCAGCAGCUGGGGGCAGAACAACCACCACGCAGGGAGCUGGAGGCAACGGAUGAUGCAGCUGGUCUCCCCGAGCAAGAAGAACAUGACAAGACAGGAGCCGGGGAGGGGGCAGAAGGAGGUCCUCCAGCUGACACGGGGGACAAGGGGGACACGGACGACAAGGGGGAGGUGAAGUAUCGGGUGCCGUACUACCUGGACAACUUCCGCACCGUCCUCACUGCGGUGCUGGCUGAUGAAGACAACUGCAGGCUGUUGGAUGAGGCUGACAACAAAUGCAUCAAAAUAUUCCAUACAUUAUCAGAAUCAGGGCAGAAGCUGUAUGUUCGACUGUUCUCGCGAAAACUGUCGUGGUUGCCAGUGGGUAAGAUCUCGUACCCAGAGAUCGGCAAUGAUCUGACUGAUGUCCUGCAGGAGCUGGUGGAUGCUGGGAUGGCCAUGACUGAAUCUGACCUUGUUGACCUUGAGCAGACUCUGAAGGUCAUGUCUGCUGGAGAUCUCAAGACAUUGGCCAAAUCAUUCCAUAUCAAUGGGUCAGGCCUGACCAAACCACAGACAUGUGAUGCCCUGUUGAAGAAGAGCAAGCAGAGCACAGUGACCUCCAUGUUCGGGGGAGGAGGGAAGGGGUCAGGGGCAGCCAUGUUGGCCAGAGCCAAAAAGCUGCUAGGUCGGUCAUUCCGCCUGCUGGACGGUCCAAGGCGGGUGUUUGUGAGGUUGCUGAUGUUGUUCUCAGUCAUCCACUCAUGGCUGGAGGAGGACCAGGGCAGCGGAGGAAAGACACAGCUUUACCAGAUGCUGCUGGUCAACAUGGGGAAGGUAGUGUAUCCCCAGUUCACUGUCAACAAGCAGACGGCUCUCAUCAGGGACAGGGAGGGGCUGCUGAGGUUUGAGCGUGCGAUGCAGUGUGACAAUGACCUGUCUGGCUGUGUGGAGAAGAACAACUGGGCUGGGGCAUACAGCUUCUAUCUGGAGGCCAAGGAGGAUUUCCAGGCACUCAUGAAGGACACACAGCUUGUCAGUUUCGACAACUCCCUGCCCUCCUACCUGCGGUCGUGCACUGCCGGUUCUGUCCUGACUAAAGUCCUUAACCAGGGUAUCGAGAUUGUGCAGCGCAGGAAGGACUACCCUGCAGCAGUGGCACUCCUGGAGGAGCUCCUGGGGCAAGAUGUGUACUGUGCUGACUACCGGGGGUACUGGUGGGAGAGACUUGCCCUCAACCUGGAGGUCCAUCUCAAGAAAGCCCAGGAGGCCCUGAAGGCUAUCUGUAAGGGCCUGGCUGACCCUGCUGUCAAGGUCGGACAUCGCCUGGCCUUGUACCAGAGGGCUGAGAAACUAUGUACUGGGCCAAAUUCCAAAUACAAGCACCGGAUGAAGGAGUUCUCACAUGAUGAAGUCAUAGAGGCACCAAAGCAAAUUCUAGAAGGCCGCGUGCUGCCUCACUCUAUUCCUGGUCUCAAGUACAGCUUCAUGACGGAGGACUCCUACAUCGACGGCAACUCGGAGGAUGUGACGGUGUGCGCGGUGGAGGAACUUGUCCUCAGUCACUACAAGAAUCACGGGUACCCUGAAGGUCUCCAUGCUGAGGGCUCAAUCAUCAGCAACCUGUUCAACCUCUACUUCUGGGAUGCUCUCUUCAUGGACAUCCCUGACGCCUUCCACAGCCCAUACCAGACUCAGCCCCUGGACUUCCACAGCUGCUCCUUCUACAGCCGGCGACAUGAUGCCAUCGACACUCGCCUACAGGAACUGGAGGAGGCGACAGUGGAGGCUCUACACGAGAUGAUGGCCGCCACCUGGGAUGCCCACAAUGGGGAGAUGUGUGCAGGACUCAACUGGGAGAGGUUCAAGAGCCUUGAACAUGCUCAGGGGCUGGUCAGCUGUAUCGGAGGGAAGGUGUUGGCAGGGAUGAUGAGACGGUACGCCAUGGAACCUCGUCAUACACGCAGCGGCUUCCCCGAUCUCACGCUGUGGAACACUGAUACGAAGACAUUCAAGAUCUGUGAGGUGAAGGGCCCUGGGGAUCGUCUGUCACACAAACAGAUCUUGUGGCUGGACGCCCUGCUGAAACUGGGAGUGGAUGCUGAGGUCUGCUAUGUUAAAGCUGUUGGUGCCAAGAAACUGAAACCAGUGGCCAGUACUUCAACUUCAUGAAGACUUCCACAGCGGUUAAACAUUCAACAAUCAUCACUCACAACUCUAGUUCACAGUGGCAGGCCCAUGAAGCAGAACUUCUAAACAAGCUCUUAGUUUUGACUGGCAAACAUCAGCCACUGGGCUACUGUGUGGCAUUAUUUAUAGAUACAGGACUAUUAAACUGGGCAUGUUACAGUCAUCAUAUUUGCGUCUCCUUAAAUUGAAGAUUACAGACUGUAAUGCUCCGUGUUGGUAGGUGUUUGUGUGACAAAGUUCUUGAAACCAAUUCACACAUCUAGCAAAGGGCUUUUAUUUGAAGAAAUUGGCACAUUAAUGUGUGUAGGUGUGAAUAGAAGAAGUUGGCGCUGUCCAGAUGUCUACUUCCUAUUCCUACCACAGCCAGCAUGCAUUGUAUGCCCUGUGUGUUGAUGUGAAUGGAAUGAAUGAAAUCUCUCUCUCUCUCUCUCUCUCUCUCUCUCUCUCUCUCUCUCUCUCUUUCUCUCUCUCUAUCUCUCUCUCUCUCUCUCUCUCUCUCUCUCUCUCUCUCUCUCUCUCUCUCUCUCUGUGUAUUUUAUUAUGUACUAAGUUUAAAAUAUCGUUGAUUAUAUAUUAUUAUGUAUCUCUUCUGUGAUGAUAUUUGCCUGUUGUCAACAUGGUACACAUUCUCUUCAAAGCUGAAGAUAUGAAACUUAAACAUCUACCAAACUAGAAACUAUAUUUGAAUUAUGUUAUUUGUACCUGCAAGAGAUUCUACAAUUAGAUAUUAUCAUUUUUCACAAAGUUGAGCAGUGAUCUACUAGUGAUCUACCAGCAUUUAUUCUACGUACUUGAUUUUCAUGGUUUGUAUCAAGUGAUUCAGAGCUAUGAGACGUUGAUGGAAAUAGGCUGAAACAAUGGCUAACAUCUAGGUUCCCACAGUCACAUGGUGACAGUGUAAAAACAUUGUGAGAGCAUUGAGUGUAGAACACCUACACUCCGGGAUAUUGCCAGUCCUAACAAGCUUGAAUCAGUUGAUUCAGGUAACUCUUUACUAUACUCUAUACAUCAAGUAAAUUAUUGUAAUACCUGGUGAUAGAAUUACAUACACACCAUAGAUAAGAUGAAAUAGAAAACGUGUACCACUUAAAGGGAUGGGAAGUCAACGGUUCUGAAGCUUUGUUUGUAAACAACAGCAGAUAACCCUCAAGCUUACUUGGCUCUGCUCGCCUUAUUCCGUUUCUGUUGAGUGACCACACCACGAGUGUAGGCUUAUCACGUGACCGGACUUUCCACUUUGUAAACAAACUCACUUAUUCUCAAAUAAGAACAGACGGGCCUAAUGCAAGCCUUUUUGUGUAUUUUACAUAUUGUUUUGAGUAAUUAUUUAGACAUACUUCUACACUGCGACAGUGAGGUGGAUGACAAUAUAGCUUCAUACAUCAAAGAUACCGUAUAUUGCUAGCUCUCGGUAGGGCGUUGAUGAAUGGACGUGGAAGAUAAAUACGCAAAUGGAAAUAGUUUUUCCCAUUUGAGGAUAUUUUCUCAAUGAAAGUUUAAUGUUUCAUGACAUGUUUAUGUAGCUGUGACUCGAACAAAAUUAAACAUAAAAAACAUAUGAAUGGAUUGUGUAAGAUGGUACGCAGCUGGCCUCAAGGAACUCUGGGUAGGAGAGUGAUUGACUUUAUAUUGUAAUCUAGGCUUUGAUAAACACUGGCUUCUAAUCUAAUCAAUCUGGCAAUUAGUAUUUUUGUUACUCAGCCUUAAGAAAAGCACACAAUCUUUCUCUUCAAUUUGCCUCUAUUAAAAACAAGACUGAAUUCAGUUUACUCUGCACAGCGCUUGCGUUGUCGGCUUCACUGUGCAGAGCUCUAUUGCUUUGGUUUGAGAAUUGAAUUGGGCAUGUGAGUCACACUCGGAAAUUAUUUCAUGCAUGAUUUAAGAACACAGUGCCCCUUUAAGACAAGUCUGUUAACUUGUGAUCCAAGAUCAGUUACUUGUAGAAACACUAGUACUUCCUCUUGGUAGAUGAAUGCAUCAGUUUGUCUGUAAGUCACAUUGUCUGGUGAUACAAAUAAAAUGUCACCAAGUGAAGGCAGUUCAGCGUCUGGGAAACUACUGAACAAGAAGAUAUACCCUACUCCCUACUCCCUAGUCUCUGUUGUUGUUUUUAGAUUUUGGAAACCAAGUCUUAAAAUAAAUAGUCGUUGGAGGGUUGUUUUCAAUUGCAGUCUCUUUUUUAAAUGGGCAACAAUGAAUAUAUAUGUAUUUUUCAUUGACCUUUUAAAAAAGAGUCUGAAAGUGAAAAAAACCUGGUUCUCCAAUAGGGAGUACAGAUAUAUGUGAAGUGCCCUUACUACUGCUAGCACCAUUGUCUGCCUCAACAGACACUACUUUUAGGAAGAUGUUUAUAGCCUUGCUGGUACUAUGCAGACCUAAAAAACACAGUUCUAUUCACAAACACUUUAUGUAUUUGAUACACAAGGACAUGUGAAUAAACCAUGACAGUCAUA
Haliotis rufescens (red abalone) is the source of this 5865-nucleotide messenger RNA. Its product is annotated as fanconi-associated nuclease 1-like. The transcript has 16 exons. Gene Ontology annotation, cellular component: nucleus. Gene Ontology annotation, biological process: interstrand cross-link repair. Lineage: Eukaryota; Metazoa; Mollusca; Gastropoda; Lepetellida; Haliotidae. The coding region runs from base 131 to 3394 and encodes 1087 amino acids. Gene Ontology annotation, molecular function: 5'-flap endonuclease activity; 5'-3' exonuclease activity; flap-structured DNA binding. The record is from RefSeq and is a predicted model, not a curated record.